Messenger RNA from Mugil cephalus (flathead mullet), 1838 nucleotides. Its product is annotated as major histocompatibility complex class I-related gene protein-like. Gene Ontology annotation, cellular component: external side of plasma membrane. NCBI's taxonomy places the organism in Eukaryota, Metazoa, Chordata, Actinopteri, Mugiliformes, Mugilidae. Gene Ontology annotation, biological process: immune response. The record is from RefSeq and is a predicted model, not a curated record. The transcript has 7 exons. Bases 76 to 1152 code for a protein of 358 amino acids.
GUUUAAGUUCACCACAUUCAUAUCAGACCAAGCAGCUGGUGACUUGGUUUAAAGUCUUUACAGAAACAGAACAAGAUGAAAACUUUGCUUUUGUUGCUUCUCUUCUGUCGUGUUUCAUCAACCGUGAAACACUCACUGAUAUAUUACGUCACUGGAUUCUCUGGAGUCUCAAACCUUCCAGAACUUCUGGUUGUUGUGAUGGCUGAUGACAUCCAGACUGUGUACUGUGACGGCAUCAACAGGAUAUUAGAACCAAAAGUGGACUGGCAGAAAAAAAUCUUUGAAAAUGAUCCUCAACAAUUAAAGAUGCACACUCAUUAUUGUUUUAUGCAUUAUCCUGACCUCUUCAAAAUCACAAUGUUCAGUCUGAAGCAGAUCUUCAACCAGAGUGAAGGUGUUCACACUUUACAGCUUAUGAAAGGCUGUGAAUGGGAUGAAGAGACUGGAGAGAAUCGUGGUUUCAUGCAGUACAGUUAUGAUGGAGAAGACCUCAUUGUGUUUAAUCUGAAGACAUCAACAUGGAUCGCUCCAAAACCUCAGGCCGUCUCCACCAAAAUGAAAUGGGAUUCAGACAUAGCUAGAAUAAAAUAUUAUGAGAAGUUCCUCACUCAGAUUUGUCCUGAUUGGUUGAAGAUGUUUUUACACCAUGGGAACAGCUCUCUGUUGAGAACAGCUCUCCCCUCAGUGUCUCUCCUCCAGAAGACUCCCUCCUCUCCAGUCAGCUGCCACGCUACAGGUUUCUACCCUGACAGAGCCAUGAUGUUCUGGAGGAAAGAUGGAGAGGAGAUUCAUGAAGGAGUGGAACAUGGAGAGAUCCUCCCCAACCAUAAUGGAUCCUUCCAGAUGAAUGUUGACCUGGACAUUUCAUCAGUCUCACCUGAAGACUGGAGGAGGUACGACUGUGUGUUUCAUCUCUCUGGUGUGGAGGACGACAUCAUCACCAAACUGGAUGAAACACAGAUCAGAACCAACUGGGAGAAGUCCGAGAACAUGACCUCCAUCAUCAUCAUCAUCUCUGCAGUGGUUGUUGUUGUCGUCGUCUUUGCAGCAGCUGCUGGAUUCAUGGUUCAUAGAAAGAAACAAGACCAAAAGGCUCCACUUGAUAAUGAAGACAGCUCUGAACUCUCUGAGAGACUGGAUCCAGAAACCUAGCUGUCAAAUUUUCUAUGGGAUCAUCUUCACUAACUUCAUGUCAGUUGUUGAAUAGAUUUGUUCUAUUUUAGAGUUCACCAUAACUUAACACUACUUCUCUUGAUGAUUUAAUAUUCUCUCUGUAAGGUCUGUAUGGAUGAGGAAGUGGAAUUUUCAACAAGCUUCUUCAUUCCUCUCCCACAGUACAUAUACAUAUACUGUGUGUGAAACUGCCUCUUUUCAAAGUUUAUAUUAAGUUGGGUCUAAUUCUGUGCUAAUUCUAAGUCUGUGUGUUUACAUUCACAGUUUAAUCAACAAAAUAUUCUGAAUGCAGUCCCUGUACAGUACCAAAACAUAAUUAAUGACUCCAAGUUCCAUUCAGACCUGAUGAUGAUGAUGAUGAUGAUGAUGAUGAUGAUGAUGAUGUUUAAAUGUGAGCUCACCUGAACUCUCACAGCAGUGACUUGUUCUCUUGCAGCUCAGUGUAUUGAUUGAACUUUAAUGUGUAUGAAGAUCCUAAUGAAUAUGUUUAAAUGCUGAACCAAUCAUCUGAGCUGGUCUUAGUUCAUACUGUGAUAUAGGUUGACCUGACAGCUGACUGUGAGCAGCUCUAUCACUACUGUUGUUCUUUUAGUUAACUUUAAAGAUAAUCAUCAGUUUGUAUGUGGAAUUACUGUCUUGAUGAAUAAAUCUGUUUCUGGAUCUUC